AUGGCGCAUGCGCAAGAGGUCAGACCAAUUACCCCGCUUUCAAAAUGCGACAGCUACUUUGAAACCAUACAAUCCAGAAAGAAACUACCACAGACAUUGCAGGAGACAUUGACAGAUUCAUUUGCAAAGAUUCCAGUUUCUUCUUUUCCAGGAGUUCCGGGAGGAAAAGUGAUUGAAAUUCUAGCAGACACACCUGUUGGUGAAGCUGUUAAGAUUCUGUCUGAAAGCAACAUUUUAGCUGCUCCAGUUAAAGACCCUGAUGCAGGAAUUGGUUCAGAUUGGAGAGGCAGAUACCUGGGCGUCAUAGAUUAUUCAGCCAUCAUUCUCUGGGUGAUGGAGAGUGCAGAGCUUGCUGCAGUUGCUCUAUCAGCUGGUACAGCAACAGCUGCUGGAGUUGGCGCGGGAACUGUUGGUGCUUUGGGAGCAUUAGCAUUAGGAGUUACAGGUCCUGCUGCGAUUGCAGGACUAACUGCUGCUGCAGUAGGUGCAGCAGUGGCAGGUGGUGUUGCUGCAGACAAAACCAUGGCUACAGAUGCUCCUCAAGCUGUAAAUAACCUUGGCGAGGACUUUUACAAAGUAAUAUUGCAAGAAGAACCUUUCAAGUCAACAACGGUUGGAUCAAUACUGAAAUCAUACCGAUGGGCACCUUUUGUUCCAGUUGCAAAAAAGAGUGCUAUGUUGACUGUCUUACUGCUUCUCUCAAAAUAUCGGCUGAGGAAUGUACCGGUGAUAGAACCUGGUAAGCCAGACAUUGUAAACUUCAUUACUCAGUCAGCAGUUGUCCAAGGCCUAGAAGGAUGCAGAGGAAGAGAUUGGUUCGACUCCAUUGCAGCCAGACCUAUAACUGAUCUUGGACUUCCUUUUAUGUCUGCUGAUAAGGUUAUUAGCGUCCAGAGUAAUGAAUUGAUUCUUGAAGCUUUCAAGAUUAUGAAGGAUCAUCUAAUUGGUGGUCUUCCAGUUGUAGAGGGGCCAACUAAAACAAUUGUUGGAAACUUGAGCAUUAGAGACAUCAGAUACUUGUUGCUAAAGCCUGAAAUCUUCACCAAUUUCAGGAACCUCACUGUCAUGGAUUACAUGAAGAAAAUUGUCUCAGAAUCCUAUGAAUCUGGAAAAGUCACUAGGCCAAUAACAUGCAAGCCUGACUCAACUCUGCAGAGCGUGAUUCAUACUCUUGCUUCACAGUCUAUUCACAGGGUUUAUACAGUAGAUGAACAAGAUCAAGUAGUUGGUGUCAUCACACUGAGAGAUGUCAUCUCUUGUUUCAUCAACGAACCUGACUACCAUUUUGACGAUUACUACGGAUUCGCAGUGAAAGAGAUGCUGAAUCACUGA
Molecule: messenger RNA, 1332 nt
Organism: Lathyrus sativus (Indian pea)
Lineage: Eukaryota; Viridiplantae; Streptophyta; Magnoliopsida; Fabales; Fabaceae
Source: the annotation of a GenBank genome assembly